AUGGAAUCAAUCGAAAUAACUGCAAAUAGUAACAGCGCGACUACGACAAGUAUGGAGGGAAUUGUAGCUACAAUUCCAGAGAAAACGUUUAUCGACUCCACAGGAACAGAAACCUUAACGAAAAAUCACAAUAGGCAAGAAAAUGGCAGUAACCAAAAUGUUAAAGGUCAUCAAUCAAAUCUUGGCGAUGCUAGCGAUAACCAGGGAAAAAAUAUUUUGGCGGAAAGCCUUGUCGGUAAAAUUUCAUUACAGGAAAGAACUAUAACAGAAAUUUUAGAAAUUUUAUCUGCAGGCGAUGAAUUAUUAUUAAAUGAUUUGUUAGACUAUAUCCAAGAUUAUUUAGUUGAUACAAAAGCAGAUUGGUUACCAAAUUACAUACUAGAAAUUUACAGAAAAACAUUAGAUCAUCAAUCAUGUGAAAAAUUGAGAGAAUUCAUAUUGGCAACCAUAUCAGCAGAUCCUGAAUUAUUAUUCAACUCCAAAGAUUUUUUGAAAAUCGAAGAAUCUUUAUUGCUACCAAUACUUAAACGUGAUGAUCUUGAUAUGGCUGAAGAUGAGGAUGAUAUUGUCAGGUGUCAUUUGAAACAAGGUAGUAAACCAAUAUAUGGCAUCAACACUCCAAGAGGAAAUUCCACUUUAAUUGGUCAUAAAGAAAUGUUACAAACAAGAGACAGUUUCUUGUUUACGUUUGGUAAUAGAGAUAGGAUUGAAGACGCAAAAGUUUCAAGAGUAUCAAGGUUUAAUUAUGCAAUAACGCUUAAAGAUGAUUCCUAUGGUCCCUGUUUUGGCGAUAAAGAUUUAUGGAUGUAUGGAAGACGAUUAUGA
Messenger RNA from Entrophospora sp. SA101, 825 nucleotides. NCBI's taxonomy places the organism in Eukaryota, Fungi, Glomeromycota, Glomeromycetes, Entrophosporales, Entrophosporaceae. The record is from the annotation of a GenBank genome assembly.